GGAGAAACUGGCGACAAGGCUUUAAGUCUUCCUAUCACCGAAAAUUUGAGUCUGGAUGUCUAUAUUAAUGGAAGUGAAUGUUUAAGUCCGUUGUCACCGGCCUCAUAGCCUUUGUUUCCUAUAAGAAGGGGCUCUCCCAACAGGUGAUGAUUUCAAAAUUGAACAACUCACUUACUUGAUAAUCCAGCUAAAACUUUUCUUAUUUAAUAUUUCACCAUGUCCUCUAAAUUGGAACACAAGGCCGCCUAUGAGUGCAGUGCUCGCGGAUUUCUCCAUCGCCAACUCUGCGAGCAUCCUCCGCGCCACGCUUUGACGGGACAACCCCUCUCCGGGCAGACCGUCAUUGUCACCGGCUCCAAUGUCGGUCUUGGUUAUGAAUCCUCCAGGCAGCUGCUUCAACUGGGAGUAUCCAAACUCAUCAUGGCCGUACGAUCGAAAGCCAAAGGAGACGCCGCAGCUGCACAGCUUCGAGACGAGAUGAGCAAGGCUUCAAUAAUAUGCACAAUUGACGUCUGGGUGCUCGAUAUGGCAUCCUAUGCGUCUAUUAAGGCCUUCGUGGCUCGGUGUGAUGCUGAGCUGACUCGCAUCGACAUUGUCCUGCUUAAUGCUGGGUUUCGCGCGACGGAAUUUCAACGUCACGCUGAGAGCGGUCACGAGAUGGGACUGCAAGUAAACUACUUUGGCACAGCGCUACUAUCAGCGCUGCUAGCCCCGAUUCUCAAAUCAAAAAAGACGGCGCUCCCAGCAGGAGUGGCUCCGAGGCUCUGCUGCGUUGCUUCAGAUACGGCCUACAUGGCCAAAGUGGAUUACGACAAACCACUUGUUGAGCAAGUCGAUGACGAAAAGGCCUUCGCCACACUAACGUGCUAUCCAAAAACUAAGCUGAUGAUCCUCAUGUUCAUGACAGAGCUGGCAAAACGGGUGGCAGCGGACGAUGUUCUCAUAAGCUGCACCAAUCCAGGCCUAACAAGGGGAACCAGCUUCAAUUCUGGUUCUGGAAAUCCAGUGGUCGACUUCAUAGGUGGCGGUGCGAUGCGAUUGUUGGCAAGAAGUGUCGAAGUUGGAGCCAGCACUUAUAUCAACUCCGUAGUGGUUCAAGGCAAAGAGAGCCACGGAAGUUUUACCAGCGACUGGACAAUUAAACCUUAUCCGACCGCACUUUAUACAGCCCAAGGCCAGCGUGCCUCUCGUGAUUUGUGGCAGUCUACUAUCCACGAGCUAGGUGUAGGUUCGAUAGAAACUUUCUCGAUUUAGAUCCUCUUUGUCUCCUUAAAUCUUUUUCAAUAUAAACAUUAAUAAUAUAAAUCACAUAGGAUUUCUUUUUUUUGCUGUCAUUUUCCUUUUAUCAAUCAGGCACUCUUUCAGACGACUCUGCAAACGAAUUGUUUGCUAGUAGACCAGUAGCUCAGCCCGUCCAUAUUCUACAUACCACACCGACUAUUGAGCAAAGCCAUUUCCAAACUAUCAAUUCGAACGGUUUAUCCACCGAAAUCAAGUGUAAGGCGUUAAGUGAACUCAAAGUAAUUAGGAUGCAAUAUGUAUAGGUGCAAAUCUGCAAGGUGAUUGCCACAUCGGUUAGCUGGGCUAUUUUUCAAUGAAGUCUCUCCUAUUAAAACGAAACAUACCAUAUAGGUCUUAUGAUCGGCCUCGCUGGUUCGAAAUAUCAAAGUGCGAUAUAUGAUAAGCACAUGUAAAAUUCCAAGCACAGUCGGCGAUAGUGCUCCAACAUGUAGAGCGCAGACCGUCACAUAUGCCGUAGGAAGGAGUAUCAUGGCUUGAAGAUAACGAGCAGCUGUAUCUCCAAAAACCAAAGGCAAGGUUUGUCGACCUACACGUCUGUCACCUUCUUGAUCCCUAAAGUCUUGAGCUUGUGUGAUUAGAGCUGCCCAUAUGGAAAUCGCAAUCAUAUGCUGGUCGGGUUUGGCGACAGGUGGGCUUAACAGCUUUCGGGAUGUACUCAACAAUGCAAAUGCCCCUGUUCCAAUUGCGAGACAACUUUUUGCCAGCCAAUGUCCACCGGCUCUAGUUGCACCGAGAAAUAGAGUCAUGAAAACAUGAAAUAUUGUUUCCCAUAAAAUUUGAGGUUGUAUAAUGGGAAGGCUCAAAAAGCAAAGCCAUACAACGAUGCAUCUCUUCCAGGCGUCUCUGACUGUAAGUACCUUAGCAGGUAAUGGUCGGUCCGGCUUGUUGAUACUAUCUUCUUCAAUGCUGAGAAGUUGUGUAAAAAGAUUAAAGCCAUAUAUGUAAAGAAUUGUCCAGAAGAUUAAAAAAAAAUAGCCUCGAAUUGCAGCAUCUAACGGUACGUCGCCUAUUGCACCGACAGCCUGAAUGGAAGCAGGAAUAACAGAUACCGACCAAUCUCUCCAUGAAAACAUGAUAAAUAGGCGUAGUUCUCGAAGUAUUGGGGAAUACAUAGCGCGAAGUUGUUUGUGCUUGUUACGUUGAACUGAAGUAAGUGCUUGUCUGAGCUCUCCCAGCCAGGGAAUUCAAGUAGUGUAUACUACACAGCUCAGGAUGCGGAUGAGUUACACUGAUGGUCUGUGCAGACCUGUCUUACUGCUGCAGGCGGUGAAGAAAACUGUCGAUAGAUCCCCAUUCAUGUGCCGUGUCUCGAGAUUAUUUUGCGUCUAUGGUCAAGGAGUUCGGCUAAUUCUACAGCCUUUCUGCACCCAAUCCCAUCAGUAUAUGGAAAUUUCCAGGUGAUUAAUGUUGCUC
Messenger RNA from [Torrubiella] hemipterigena, 2715 nucleotides. Lineage: Eukaryota; Fungi; Ascomycota; Sordariomycetes; Hypocreales; Clavicipitaceae. The record is from the annotation of a GenBank genome assembly.